AUGGCCUCUUCCGAAACGUUUCUUGAAUACAGCACAAGAGCUCGAACGUUGCAGAGCCUUUUCAAUUUUGAUGCCGACAAAACAUCAAAACUUGGUGAUCUUCAACUUGCUCAGUUUGUCGUUUACGGGUUAGCUGAUGCCAUACAAGAUCAAAUUAACAAGAGACAACUCCUAGAAGUGGCCCCAUUCAGCUACGGUCCUUUUGAGAAACAGGCCAACGCCUCUUUCCUUGCGUUACAACGGCCGACUCAAUUGCCAACGUUGUCCAAAUCAACUCCUAACGCGCCACCAGCCCUGGGCCGAGAAGAGUUCAUCUGGCGCGUACACGCAUAUCUAGAUUCACAAGGGCUUUGCCACUUCUGCAAAAGACACUGCGGCAACGCUUUGGGGACCUGUCCUGGACCAAUUGACCGAUCACACAUCGACAUCCCUAGCAAAUUCCAGACCCCACCUAAACCGCCUAAUUACAGCGCCCCCCGCGCCUGGAGCAAGGAAGCUUCCACCCCAGGCAAACCGACUCAUCCCCCUGCUGGACGCCCUACAGUGCGAGCGCCGACCGUGGCGGGUAUCUCAACGGAAUAUCCACUCGAAGCCCAAGUCUCAGCCCUGACACUCGAGGCAGCAAUCAGGGAAGACAAUCAAUUUGACAGCCAGUUUGACGACGAGGGCUAUUUUCCUAGCCUCGACACGGCAGCCGUAGCUGCAUUGGAAGAACUCGACAACCAAUUACUCUUGAAUGAAAUUGAGAAGGUGACACAAGCAGACUUGGCAGAUCACAUUGCAGGCCGUUGA
Puccinia graminis f. sp. tritici CRL 75-36-700-3 is the source of this 792-nucleotide messenger RNA. RefSeq lists its product as uncharacterized. The transcript has a single exon. The record is from RefSeq and is a predicted model, not a curated record. Lineage: Eukaryota; Fungi; Basidiomycota; Pucciniomycetes; Pucciniales; Pucciniaceae. Bases 1 to 792 code for a protein of 263 amino acids.